AUGCCUUCUCAAGACCGAGAGCUGGUUCGGCAUCCCGGCGUGCCCACUGAAUCCAGACGACCUUCCAUUCCAAUGUGGGACAGCUCGGAUCCAGAGCGAGCACCUCCUCCUCUUCCAAUGAAUCCACGCUCCAUGAGCCCCGCCACGAGAUCCAAUGUCUCCCCAAACAUCCAGGCUGUCGCGGCCAAGUUUGCAGAUAAGGCAAGCGAAACGGCGCCCAGCAACUACACGAUUAAUCCGAUGCCCAACAAGACUUCUUCCCCAGAACGGUCGCUAGUCAAGGGUCACUACCACAAGCGGAUGCAAUCGCUUCAACCCGCAGACACCAAAAGCGAUGCACGCUCUGAAUUCCUCAACUAUCUCGAGAGCCGGUCCCCAGAGCGACCUCUUCGUGCCACUAUUGUUGAUCCAAUAGACAAGGCGCAAGACAUCAACAAGGGCUCUGAGCCUAGCAGACCGAAGACCGCCGAUCGGGAACUACCGAGCUUCAUGUCCAGCCGGUACCUAUCAAAACCAAUUCUGGGAGAAAGCACUCCUACCUCAGCCACAAUGUUGGCGCUGCAGAAUAUGCAACUCCCCGCCGAAUUGGACCCUCCAUCGCCAUCGAAACCUCCAAAAAUGAUUGCCGACCGUCCAGCGGCAGAGCAACCAAGCCACACGAUGGACACUCUUGCAAAUCAGAUUCACAGCCUGACGGAUAUUGCAAGUAGCCUACAGCGUGAAAUGGCAAACUUGAGUCGACGGAGUAAGGACAAUGCCACCGACCUGAUCAGCCUCAAAGCCGCGACCAAUGCACGAGAUGAAGAUAUUCGAAAGAGUCUCAAGGACUUGACUUCUAAUUUGACUAGUAAGCUACUGGAUGGCGAGCUGACAAGGUUAGAUCUCAGUGCAAUCCUGAAGUCUUCAGAGGGUCCUAACUCGAGUGAACUGGAUAGUUCUCCCAAGUCCAAGAGAAGCUACUCUGCGGCUCGGCUACCAAGUCCCAAUCCGUUCGCGUUCGAUCGCGAUUUGUGUGUGUCGCCAGGACCAAUCACGGAUGGCUCGGCCAGCAUUGCUUUGCUCGAGAAAGUGCUCCGUGAAAUGGCGACAAAAGAGGGAGAGGAGCGACUUUUGGAGCUUGUUGAUGAAAUCAAAUCACGACCUGCCGCAACCGAUUCGGACAAGGACACCAAUAGCAAGAUCACAACGAUGCUCGAAGAAAUUCUCAACCUGGUUAAGGAAGGCCCUUCCAAGAGCGCCUUGGUGCGGUCAUUAUCAGGUCGAGGGAACGGACCAGGCUCCGAUACCAACACGGAGAUCGCGCGAUCAGCGUCUGCAGGAUCUGUGCUCGAUCCGUCCUCGACAAACCGAGCGCUCGAUGUCGCGAAAAACAAUCUCUCGGUACCGGGGACCGAAAGUAUGAUGCCUCUUCUCCAAAGCGUCAAGAACAGCGUCAUGGAAAGUGGAGGCAUGACCAACAGUGUCAAGGCGCUGGUGCGAGAGUUGCGAGGAGAGGUCCUAGGGAUGGGUCGAGACAUCGCCAGAAAAUUAGAGGCUAUUGAAGCAAGUCGGGAGACCGAGGAGUUGGAAAAGCCACCACAAUCGGCGACCCCGGAGGAAGUCGCUGCGGUAGUGAAUGACAGUCUUCAUGACCUCCGUGAUCAACUGGCGGCCACGAUAAAUGAGAGCCGAGAGCACACCUCUGAGCUGUCUCACAUUCGUGCAGCAUUCAACAACAACGAAAUCUAUUCUGCGGUGAAGAAAGCACUUGAUGAGUUCGAAUUUCCCAUGCCUGAACCAGCGCAGCCUCAAGGUCCGGUGAUGGAGAAAGAGGACAUCCUGGAAACAGUUCGCGAGGCCUGGGAGACAUAUAAGCCAGAGAUUGAGCUUCAAAACUUUGGACUCGAGCGUGAUGAGAUUCUGGAGUGUCUUGCCGAAGGAUUGAAGGACUAUCAGCCAAAGCACGAGCAAUCAGUCACAUAUGAACAGGUGCUCGAUGCCAUCCAGACUGGACUUCGAAAUUACACGCCCCCUCAGCUUGAGCUACCGCCAAUGAUCACGAGAGAUGAGAUAAUCCUCACAAUCCGGGAGUGCCUCGAAAGAUCCGAUACCACUGCACGAGCAGGUGAUGAGGAGCAUGCUCAGCAACUCCACUCUAUGCGCGAGGAGAUCCUUCAGGCUAUCGCAGAGAGAGCCACUCCAGAUGAGACCCAUCGAGGAAUUAACGAGGAACACCUCCACCACCUUACUGUAAUGCGGGAAGACAUUCUCCAGGCAAUUGCAGAAAGGGCUGCCUCAGAUGAGGGAUCUCGAGGAAUGGACGAGGAACACAUUCAUCACCUUAAUGCAUUGCGGGAAGACAUCCUUCAGGCCAUCGCAGCGCGAGCAGUUCCGGAACACGUAAAUGAAGCCCUUCGUGACGAGCAUCUCCAGCAUCUCAACACCCUCCGGGAGGAAAUCAUCCAAGCAAUUUCGGAUCGGAUCCCGGAAAAUGGUCCACGAGAGAUAGACGGAGAGCAAGUCCAGUACCUCAACGCAAUGAGGGAAGAUAUUCUCCAGGCCAUUGCUGAGCGGGCAACUGAUGACCCUACAUCAAGAGCUCACGACGAAGAACAUCUCCAGCAACUAAACGCUUUGCGAGAUGAAAUCUUGCAGGCUAUCGCCGAUCGAAUCCCAGACCAUUCCCCCCGAGAACUGGAUGAGGAGCAUCUUCGCCAACUCAAUGCUAUGCGAGAGGAGCUUCUUCAGGCCAUUUCAGAGCGGCCCCCAGUCGAAACUUCUCCAAGGGGGGCCGAUGAAGAGCACAUACAUCAUCUUCAUGCUGUUCGUGAUGAAAUUAUACAAGCCAUCACAGAGCGUGCUGCUCAUAAUGAAGCACCACAGGGUCUGAAUGAGGAGCAGCUUCAUCAUCUCAAUGAAAUUCGCGACGAGAUUCUGAAUGCGCUGACUGGCCCCCUGGCGACGCAAAGUUUGGUCAGCAGAGAGUCAUACGACUCUGGGCUAGGUCGGGAUGAGAUUGUGAGCGCAGUGUCUGACAGCUUGGAGGCUCAUUUUGUAAGCUCCAAGGCGUCAGAAGAGCCGCGUAUUACCCACAAAGACGUUGUGAAUGCUGUCAAUGAUGCGUUCAGCGCACAGCAGAUGGCGUUGACUCUUCCCACAUCCUCCCCUAUCAGCCGGGAAGAGAUCAUGGCUGCAAUCGCCGAUGGGAUUGAGAUGUCACAGAAACCUCAUGAAGCCAGUAUCUCGCGGGAAGACAUUAUGGCUGCCAUCGCGGACGGUAUCGAAAUGUCACAAAAGCCUGCCGAGUCGACGGUCACGCGCGAAGACAUUAUAUCUGCGGUUGCAGACGGUAUCGAAUUAUCACAGAAACCUAGUGAAUCCGCACUUGUCCCCAGUGUACAGCCUUCACUCACCCGUGAAGAGAUCGUUGAGGCCGUGACCGAGGCGCUGGAAAGAUCACAACAGGCAGAUAAAACAGCUCUUAGCACGGCUGUGCAAGAACCAAGUAUCACCCGGGAAGAACUUUUCAACGCUGUUGUUGAUGGAAUCGAGAGCGCCAAUACAAUGACUCGCGAGAUUGAGCUGAAUAAGGACGACCUUAUGGAGGCAAUCAGUGCAGGUCUCCAGGAAGCGAACAGCAACACGAACUCGAACAUUGGCGACCAAGUCAUGGAGCGUCUACAGGAGCUGGUUUCUGGAAUGAAGGAAGAGUUCAAACAGUACUCGGCAGCAAAUGGCAAGGAUACUGAGCAGGUUCUUGAUGCCGUCAAGGAUGGACUCGAAGUAGUUCGACGUGAGAUUGAGUCCUACGUCGCAACUGCUGCGGAAGUUUCCGGAAAACACGAAAUCAUUGAUACCGUGAAGGAUGGCUUCCGUCUGCUGCAGGCCGACCUGGAAAAGACUAUCAACGAUGCCUCGCUCGCCAACGCUCCUCGUGGCAACCCCGACACAACAGAGCUUCUUGACGCGAUGGAAAAAGAAUUUGAGCACUUGCGCGGAACCAUCAGCACACUGCUCCUCCGUGAUAGUGCAACCAGCGACAAAGACGAGAUCUUAGAUGCCAUUCGGGAUGUAUCUGAGCAGAAUAAGGCCAAGAGCGAGGAUGAGAAAAUCUUGAGCACCAUACGGACUGAGUUCGAGAGCCUACGCGAGCGCAUGGACAUGAGCAUUGUCCCCGCCGCCGCCGGGUCUGAGAAGGACGAAAUCAUCGCCGCUAUUCGCGAACAUCUGGACACACUUCGUGAGGAGACCCUGUCUCGAAAGGAUGGCGGAGAAAGCACUUUGUCUGCCACGAGCGAGUUGUUGGACGUAUUCCACGACAACAUGGAUGCCAUCCGCAAUGACCUCCAAAGACUUAUGGAACAACCCGCCGCAUUCGAUAGCUCGGAAAUCAUGGAAACCAUCAAAGAGGGCUUGUCCGAUGUCAAGCAUCAAAUUGAGUCCAUCCGUGUCGCUCAAAAGGACAGCGAGGAGGCAGAGGCUGUCCGUGGUAACGAGCUCAUGCUUGCGAAGGAGGCUUCUUUCGGCAGCGAGAUCGACAGCUUGAAGAUACUUAUUACGGAACUUCAAACCAAGGUUGAGUCGAUCGAUUCUACGCCUCGCAUGGCCGAGGCCCCUGAAGACGCUCUGAAGCAGAGCCAUCUCGAUGAGCUCUUUACCGCGGUGCAGGAGAUCCAAGUGGCCAUGGGUGCAUUUAGUGAUCUGGGUAAAACGCCUGAUCAACACGAGGCGGCAGCUCGCAAGGAAGACACGGACACCAUUCAGGAGCUUUUGAUGAGUACCAAGACUCAACUAGAAGAGAUCAAAUUCCCGUCUCAGGACGAGUUGGCUUCAUCGCAGCACAUCGCUACCUUAGAAGCCACAGUGAACGAGGCUAAAGACAGCAUUGCGGAGCUGUCUGCCCGUCUCGAGGCUGAUGCUCCUACCAAGGCCGAAAUCGGUGCUUUAGAAGGCUUGAUCAAGGACGUUUGGGUCACCCUUGAGGAAAUUAAAACCAAGACCCUCGAAAGGGAACAGGAAGACCCGGAAGCCGACACCGAUAAGCUCAUGAAAUCGGAUCUUCAAACUGUUGAAGCCAUGAUCUUUGAGGUGAAAACCCAAAUUGAUGAAUUGAAGCUUCCUGACGUGGAGACCAUUCCUUCCAAAGAGGAGAUUAGCGACCUAGCGGCUCUCGUGACAGAUUUCCGGGAGAAAAUGGAGGUGAACAACGACUUGACUGCCCAAGGCUUCGAAGCUCGGAAAGUCGAACAUGGUGGCCUUGCUGAGAAGAUUGAGGAGGCAAAGCUCGUCGUUGGCGAAUUAGGGGAAGAGCUCAAAAGCAAGCUAGAUGGCAGUUCUGAAGGAUUGACCGAGCUCAAGCAGCUGCUGGAGGGCCUCGCACUCACAGCCGAGAGCUUCAGCACCGUCGAAAGCAUCAAGGAGCUGACAGAUCUCAUCAAUCGCGAGUUUGAACGGGCCCGAGGUGAGGAAGAUGCCGGCAGACUUGAGAAGGAAGAGCGUGACGCGGCUGCGAUGGUCAAGCAUGACGAAACCCGCGCUGCGAUCAUCGUUGAACUCACCACCAAGAUAGACGAUAAGAUUGCUGAGGUCCUUGCAAAAUAUGAGGAUGCACAUGCUUCUCUCCAUGCGAAGCUAUCCGAGAGCGAAGAGCGUGAUCUAGCACAAACCGAGGCUGUGGCCAGUACGAAGAGCCUCGCAGAAGAGCUCAAGCUCGUCAUCGGCGAGAUGGGCACCAGUGUCACCGAAACCUGCGAGCGGAUUGGCGUUGACACCAAGGCCCUUUUUGAGAAGGUAGACGAGUCGUACAACCGCAUGGAGGAGAUGCAGAAUCAGACCAAGUCGGAACAGGAACAGGCUCGCAGCGAGACCCAGCGAGCCACCGCCGCCACCGAACGUGUGGAGAGCAAGCUGCUCGAGUUUCACCCUCAGAUCCUUGAGGCUGUGAAUGAGAUUCUUACCACCGUCAAUCGCCACUACGACCAUUCACAGAAAUCUAGCGAGGAGUUUCGAUCUGAGCUAUCUGCUUUGCCAAGUACUUUUCCGUCAAUGCUGCCUGCCUUGCCCCCUGCAGAAUCAGAUGACCCCAUUCAAUCCAAGCUUAACGAUAUCCUAGAAAAUACCAAAAACAGCCAGGUACAAGAGGUUCUCAACACCCUCUUGGAUCACUCUAAAAAUGACCAACUCCAUGCCAAGCUCGAUCGACUCCUAGAGCGAGGCUCGGGCAAUGAGGAAAUUUACGAGAAGCUGAACCAGCUCCUUGACCACGUUACAAACAGUAACAACUCUGUCCAUGACAAGCUUGACGCUUUACUGGAACGUCCUGUUCCUGUCUUGGAUCCGGAUCACUCCGUCACCCAGAUGAUGAAACUGGAUGAGAUGCACAAAGACAUCAUGGAGAAUACCCGCCGCAUGAAUGAAAUGUUCGCGGUCCAAUCGGCUCUGGUCGCAGAGGACACGGAGCGCAAACGUCGUGAGGCAGAAGAUGCGGCCAUUGCCUUGGAGCGUCGCAAUGCCCAACGAGAGCAAGUCGAGGCCGAGAUUAUCGGACUCCAUGAAGAGAAGGAUUCUCUUUUGAAGAUGAUUCAUUCGCUGAAAGCUGAGAAAGACGAACUUGUUAAGCAGCACACAAAGCUCAACAAGGAGGUGUCGGGGCUUGAGACUGCUUUGGAAAUCCGCCACGAAGAGAUGCAGCAGAUGGAGGAACGGGCUGAUGGGUUGGAGAAACGUAUUUUGGAGGGUGUUCUCGACCACGCCCGGACCAUCCUGCUCAGUCGCUCUGGUACAGGGCACGCCGUGGGUCUUCGACGUAAUCGCAGCACACGAUCUUCCCGUGCUCGCGCACGCAGCCCUAGCGUGAUCAGCACGACCAGCACUGCGCGUGACUCCAGAGAUGCGCGCAGCCUUCUCGGAAACGGUGUGGGCAUGGCUUUGAAACGUCGGACGCCCGCAACCUCACAGGUGGGCUAUGCACCUACUCAACCAAACAUUGGUAAGGAGCGUCGAAUUCUAAGUCUCAGUCAUGUCAUGGGAAAUCGGGGCCCCGAUCGCCAAGUCAGUGCCAACAGCGGCAUUACCAGUCUGAAGCGCAGCCACUCGGUCAAAUCCAACUUUUCGCUCCGCAAGACCUCCAUGCCCAAUCAUCCCUCUGUUUCAAACAAGGAAAAUGAGGCAUUCCCCGAGGAGGAUGAGGGCGACAGCGAAAUUGAGAGCCACGUGGGGACUGAGCGCCGAUCAAGCUAUGCACCGACAGAUCGCAAGACUUCCUACGCCGAAACAUGUACCGACAGCAUGUGCAGUGGACCAACCGAAAGCGUUCUCUCACGAGGACGACGCCCGAGUGGAAUGAGUAUUGGUAGCGCUGAUAUCAGUCCGAAUGAGGAGCACGAUCAAGAAGCCCCAAGCUUCAUUGCUGGUGAUGACCAACACUACACCUCGAUCAGCCAGAUGGAAUCUGACGACGGAGAGGACGCUCGAACUGCCCGUGAAGACGACGCAGAGGACCACGAAGAAAAUGCAAAAUAUUCCGAGUCCGUUGAGGUGCAAGAUGCCGCUCAUCAAGCAGACUUGGAAGCUGAAGUUCUGAACAUGCUGGAGCCCGCUGCCGAGCCACCUGUUAGCGUUGCAUGA
Messenger RNA from Penicillium oxalicum, 7605 nucleotides. RefSeq lists its product as uncharacterized. Lineage: Eukaryota; Fungi; Ascomycota; Eurotiomycetes; Eurotiales; Aspergillaceae. The record is from RefSeq and is a predicted model, not a curated record. Bases 1 to 7605 code for a protein of 2534 amino acids. The transcript has 2 exons.